Messenger RNA from Capsella rubella, 1332 nucleotides. Its product is annotated as probable flavonol synthase 6. Bases 44 to 1105 code for a protein of 353 amino acids. NCBI's taxonomy places the organism in Eukaryota, Viridiplantae, Streptophyta, Magnoliopsida, Brassicales, Brassicaceae. The transcript has 3 exons. The record is from RefSeq and is a predicted model, not a curated record. Gene Ontology annotation, biological process: response to light stimulus. Gene Ontology annotation, molecular function: flavonol synthase activity.
UAUUGAGUCCGGCAAAGCCAAAAAGAGAGAGACCGAACAAACCAUGAACGGAACAACCAUGAACGGCAAGAAAGACCAACACACAUCUCCACAGUCUCUCCUAACCGAGACAAACACUAUCAACCUCAAGAAAGACCAAUACACAUCUCCACCGUCUCUCCUAACCGAGACAAACACUAUCAACGGCAAGAAAGACCAACACACAUCUCCACCGUCUAGUCUAACCGAGAAGCUACCUGUCAUUGAUCUAAGCGAUCCGAAUGAGGAGCUAAUAACAAACCAACUGGUGAAAGCGAGCGAAGAGUGGGGGAUUUUUCAGGUGGUUAACCAUGGCAUUCCUGCGGAGUUAAUGCAGCAGCUUCAAGACUCGGGGAGGAAGUUUUUCGAGUUACCGGUAUCCGAAAAGGAAACUGUUAGAAAGCCAGCUGACUCCACAGAUAUGGAAGGUUACUUCACCAAAGAUCCAAAAAAUUUCAAGGCUUGGGGAGAUCAUCUGCUUCAUAAAAUCUCCCCACCAUCGUCUGUCAACUAUAGAUAUUGGCCUAAGAAUCCUUCAGAUUACAGGGAGGUGACGGAGGAGUACACAAGGAAUGUUAAGAAGCUAACGGAGAAGAUUAAUGGUUACUUAUCAAAGGGGUUAGGGUUAAGGCGUGAGGCUUUGACAGAAGGUAUAGGUGGCGAUACAGCAGUGUAUUUGUUAAGGGUCAAUUACUAUCCGCCGACAUCGGAUUCAGUUCUCGGAGCACCGCCGCACACAGAUUUCUGCGCAAUCACACUUUUCAUCCCCGACGAGGUUCCAGGGUUUCAAGUGUUCAAGGAUGACCACUGGAUCGAUGUUGAGUAUACCAAGUCAUCAGUCCUUGUCCUCAUCGGUGAUCAGUUCAUGAGGAUGAGCAACGGGAGGUACAAGAACGUGUUACACAGAUCAGUACAGAACAAGGAAAAGACAAGAAUGUCGUGGCCCAUUUUCGUAGAGCCUAAUCAUAGUUUGGUCAUUGGACCUUUGCCUGAGCUCACGGGAGACAAGAAUCCUCCCAAGUUUGAGUCUUCAACUUUCAAAGAGUACGUACACCAAAUGGUCCAAAACCUUCUUCGGGCAUCGUAAAGGAUUGGCACCUCACUACUACAAUCGAGUUUCAUAUUUUUAUAUAAGUAAUUAUGUAUGCUAAGUAAAAGUUGUGUGUGUUAUAAGUUAAGUAGUUUCUCUUUGUUAAGGGUCACAAUAAAGAAGAGUCACAACUCUUCUAUUUAAACCUGUUGUUGUAAUGUGGAAACACAAGUCGUUGGUUGUCACUUUCUAUCUAAUAAUUAUAUAGAUGUUUCUUUUUUAUA